AGUCAUUCGUCUCCUUAGUCGGUGCGGUGAAGAUUUCCGAUCAGUUCACAGCGACUUUAUAAAAUUCAGGCUACCAGCAGCUGUGUUCUGGAUCAAUAUGUCUAGUACAGCAUGCUUUAUGAUAAUUAGCAGAAAUGACAUACCUAUCUAUGAAGCUGAAGUCGGAACUGCUCCUAAAAAAGAAGAGGCUGCGCAUCAGCACCAGUUCAUCCUCCAUGCAGCUUUGGAUGUUGUCCAAGAUCUUGCAUGGACAACAAGUGCUAUGUUUCUGAAAGCAAUUGACAGAUUCAAUGAUUUGGUGGUGUCGGUAUAUGUUACAGCUGGUCAUACACGAUUGAUGCUGCUUCAUGACUCCCGCAAUGAUGAUGGGAUCAAGAGCUUUUUCCAAGACGUCCAUGAGCUUUACAUUAAGAUUCUUCUGAAUCCUCUUUACCUACCAGGAUCUCGUGUUACGUCUUCGCAUUUUGAUACAAAGGUACGAGCUCUUGCAAGAAAAUAUCUAUGAGUUCAUCGUCUUACAUCUUCACUUUGUGAGUCGAUUAAAGUUUCUAAUACUUUUAAACUCGAGAUCUGGCUUUGAGCUAGGUCUUUAAUUCCUAUAUCAACGUGUUUCGGCCACACUCGAUUGUAGCUUUAGGCUGUUUGUGACUAUUAUCAUCUGGGAGCACGAUUUAGGGCAUAAUAUGCUUUGGCAAUCUACUCUUUUGAGGUAGAGGUCAAGUCUUCUUACAUAUUACCACCCCCCUAAACCCCACCUCCGGGUGGGAUAUACUGGGCUCGUUUGGUUUGGUUUAGUUUAUGCUAUGACGAUGUCAUUUAUGUAUUUGAUAUCGACUCUAAAAAUGGAAGCUUGAAUACAAAACUCAAAAUGUAUGUCUUCUUUUGGAAUGGAGUAUGUAGAUCUCUAUCAAA
Messenger RNA from Cynara cardunculus var. scolymus (artichoke), 912 nucleotides. Its product is annotated as trafficking protein particle complex subunit 2. Gene Ontology annotation, cellular component: nucleus; cytoplasm; TRAPP complex. Bases 98 to 505 code for a protein of 135 amino acids. Lineage: Eukaryota; Viridiplantae; Streptophyta; Magnoliopsida; Asterales; Asteraceae. Gene Ontology annotation, biological process: endoplasmic reticulum to Golgi vesicle-mediated transport. The record is from RefSeq and is a predicted model, not a curated record. The transcript has 6 exons.